AUGAUGUCGCUACAUUCGUACCGAGACCGAACGGCCCACGACCAAUGCCGCCGUGUCUGGAGCGCGGCCUUCGGGGACCGGGCUCUGCGCGGUUACGAGCAGCGCAUCCGGGUCUAUCGCCAGAAGCUCUUUCAGCGAUUGGAGGAGAGGGCUGGUGCGGAAUCGCCAAUCAAUAUCAGCCAGUGGUUCAACUUUUACAGCUACGACACCAUGGGCGACCUGGCCUUUGCGCGCAGCUUUGAUAUGUUAGACGCAAGCCGGAAUCAUUGGGCGGUAGACAUGCUCAUGCACGGCAUGACCGGGUAUCGGUAUCUGUUUCCGAGCUGGUUCUUUCGUCUGCUCGCUACCAUGCCAGCGUUGUCCAAUGAGUGGCAUAAGUUUAUCGGUUUUGCGACAGAUACCCUGCUGCGUCGCCUGGGUGAGCAAGUGGAUGUUCCGGACAUCUUCGCGUCCUUGCUUGCGCCGCUCAAUGGCCGAGACCCUACCGAUGACGAGCGCAACAUGCUCAUGGGAGAUGCAAUGCUCAUAAUCACAGCAGGAAGUGAUACCACAGCAACGAGCUUGACAAGCAUCGUGUACGAAUUAAGCCGCCGCCCUGAUGAGGUCGACAAAUUACGAGCUGAGAUGGAGCACAUCGAAGCUGAUAGUGACGGGGAGUACCAGCACGACAAGCUCGCCAAGCUACCGCAUCUCAACGGCUUUAUCAACGAGGCAUUCCGGCUGCACCCUCCCAUACCCGGUGUCGUUCCGCGAAAGACCCCGCCAGAGGGGAUCCAUGUCAGGGAUGUCUUCAUUCCAGGAAAUAUGACGCUGUUUAGUCCGCAGUGGAGCACGGGUCGAUCCGAAGCUGCCUACGUCGACCCUGCGCUGUUUAACCCAGAACGGUGGUACAAGCAUAUAGACCUUGUAAAAGACAAGUCGGUCUUCGCCCCGUUCUCCAUUGGUCCUUAUUCAUGUAUUGGAAAGCCCCUCGCCUUGAUGAAUAUCCGCACAACCGUGGCGCGUUUGAUCAUGACGUUUGACAUGAGCUUUCCAGCUGGUGAGGAUGGGACACGGUGGAUGGACGCUGCGGAUGAGCACUUUGCCAUGGGUAUACAUCAGAUGCCCGUGGUCUUAACCAGACGCCAUUAG
Molecule: messenger RNA, 1131 nt
Organism: Hirsutella rhossiliensis
Lineage: Eukaryota; Fungi; Ascomycota; Sordariomycetes; Hypocreales; Ophiocordycipitaceae
Product: cytochrome p450 domain-containing protein
Exons: 5
Coding region: 1-1131 (376 amino acids)
Molecular function (GO): oxidoreductase activity, acting on paired donors, with incorporation or reduction of molecular oxygen; heme binding; iron ion binding
Source: RefSeq, a predicted model, not a curated record